AUGGAGCAUAUUCGUAAACAUGGUGAAGAAUGGGGAGGCCAAUCAAGCUCAAAGUUCCUUCCCUCGAAGAAACAUGUCGAGAUGAUCCAACCUAAACAAGCACCUCAUCCGUUGUUCUCGACCAUGGGCAGGAAGCAUAUCCCUGAACAACAAUUUAGGAGAUGCACUCAGGAUGAAUGGAAACCUAGCAGGGUUAUUCAAAAGGAUCCAGGACAUUGGAUGGAGAAGCAUACCAGCAAAAUUAUCGAACGAUUUACAAUAGUUAAGCCUAAAUCAGAGCGCAUGACCACCAUUGACAACAUGACUCUUAAACUCAAGGAGAAAAAGUACAAGCAAAAACAAGAAACUCUUCAGGAAGAAGAAAGAAUUGUCAGAGAGCUCGAUGACUGGGAAGAGAACCACCUCGUACAGCAGAUUGAGAAGCAGUAGGCUAGACCUUGAUUUCCUUCACAACCU
Messenger RNA from Moneuplotes crassus, 456 nucleotides. NCBI's taxonomy places the organism in Eukaryota, Ciliophora, Spirotrichea, Euplotida, Euplotidae. The record is from the annotation of a GenBank genome assembly.